Messenger RNA from Electrophorus electricus (electric eel), 609 nucleotides. RefSeq names its product arylalkylamine N-acetyltransferase 2 (gene aanat2). Lineage: Eukaryota; Metazoa; Chordata; Actinopteri; Gymnotiformes; Gymnotidae. The record is from RefSeq and is a predicted model, not a curated record. Gene Ontology annotation, molecular function: aralkylamine N-acetyltransferase activity. Gene Ontology annotation, biological process: response to light stimulus; circadian rhythm. Gene Ontology annotation, cellular component: cytoplasm.
AUGACCCAGUAGGUAAACAGCUCUCCUUUCCAUGAGCUGUUUUCCCUAAAGCCUGCACUGAGCAUAUCUGGUUCUCCCUGUCAGCAGAGACACACACUCCAUGCCAGUGAGUUCCGCAACCUCACGCCACAAGACACCCUCAGCGUGUUUGAGUUCCAGAGAGAAGCUUUCAUCUCAGGGUCUAGGGAGUGCCUGCUCAUGCAUGCUGAAGUGCUGAGCAUCCUAGGCCUGUGUUCUGUGCUCUUCAUGGGCUGGUUCAAGGAAGGACAGCUGCUGGCUUUUAUCAUUAGAUCAGGCUGGGACAAGGAAAAAUUGCAAAAGGUAAAGAUGCCCCUGUCUGUGCACGUUCACGUGCUGGCUGUGCACCGGCACUGCAGGCAGCAGGGGAGGGCCUUCGUCUUGUUGUGGCGCUACCUGCAGUACCUGCGCUGCUUGCCUGGCGUACGCCGAGCCCUGCUCAUAUGCGAGGCAUUUCUUGUGCCCUUCUACGAGAAGGCCGGCUUCAAGGAGAACGCUCCUUCAGACAUCUCAGUGGGAUCGUUCUGCUUCAGAGAAAUGGAAUACACGCUCAGGCGACUGUCUUACACGUGUCGCAACAGCAGCUGUUGA